Molecule: messenger RNA, 3726 nt
Organism: Cherax quadricarinatus
Lineage: Eukaryota; Metazoa; Arthropoda; Malacostraca; Decapoda; Parastacidae
Source: RefSeq, a predicted model, not a curated record
UCAAAGGACGGAUUUUCAUUGGCUCUCGCUGGUAACGCUGGGUUUAAAAGCAUUUUGUAAACAAUUGUUUGGGCGGGAAGGUGAAGAAUGUGCAACUUUCUGCAAUACUUGAUGUGAUAGUGAAGCAAGAUAGUGAAGAUGGAAUCAUUUGAUUUUGUCAUUCCCUUAAGUUUGGAUGCUCUUCAAGAGUCAACAAGUACACGGCAGUAUGUGGUCACCAAUAUCUCUGUUAGUCGAGAAAUACCUAAAAAGAUUCAGGAGGCAGUUGUGAUGUUUAAACAAGAUGGGCCCAAAUUUAUUCUUAAAGAGCAAUGUUUUGAUGCAUUAUAUAGUGUCCUGGUCAACUUUGCUUCUGUUGAUGAUGAAUUUAAACAUAGAUCAUGGGAUCUGUUGGUUAAAGCAAUGGCAAAAGUGACUGCAGAACUCUCCCUACUGCUUGAUGGAGGAGACCUGUCAGGCAGAGAUAAACACCGCUGGCUGAAUAUUCUCAAGAUGACCACAUACUUGGCAUGUAACCUUACUGAGGCUUUUGAAAAUAAACACAACAAGCCAACUACUGAUACAGUAUUAACUGGGAAGGCACGGAAGAAGACCGCCCGAUCAUCAGUCGAUGAUACGGAUUGGGAAGAAGAGAGAAAUCGCAUGUUGCAUCAGUUCUUCUGUAUUUUGCAGUACCCAUUGCAGUGUCUGUGGGAACCACCCAUCAUGGAAGAAGAUUUUGUCAAUCUGAUUGCUAACUGCUGCUACAAGAUCCUUGAAUCUCCAAGUAUGAAUUUGGUGCGCACGAAGUCUACUCGUGAUUCCAUAUUUCAGAUAAUUGGUACAUUAAUCAAGAAAUUCAAUCACAGUCUAGGCUGUGCCUUGAAGCUUAUGCAGCUACUACAACACAUUGAGCAUAUGGUGACUCCUGCUGCCCAGGGUGUAAUUCUUCUCGUUGAAUCCUUUGGGAUAAAAACUGUGUUUUCUGAACUGGUACGAGAAAUAUCCAAAGUGGAUGUCAGGGAAUUGUUGAAGGACACCUCAGGCCUUCGUAAUUUCUCACAGUUUCUUAUGGAAGUGUCUGAUAAAUGUCCACAAGUGAUAAUGCCAUCACUUAGCCUACUAAUUAAUUUUUUGCAUGAAGAGGCAUAUACUAUGCGGAACUGUGUGUUGUCUAUCCUUGGGUCUUUAGUUCUGAAAGUUCUUAGUGGAGAAGAUCUUGAUAACAAGAGCAAAGACUUAAGAGACCAGUGUCUUGACCACCUUGAGGACCACAUUCAUGAUAUUCAUGCCUUUGUUCGCAGUAGAGUUCUACAGAUAUGGAAUGAUUUAAUAACAGAAAAGGCAGUUCCUUUACGUAGGCAGCAUCAAAUACUGGAGCUUAUACUAGGGCGCUUAAAGGACAAGUCUUCAGUUGUACGAAAGAAUGCAGUUCAGUUGUUAACUGCAUUUGUGAAAGGCAAUCCAUUUGCUGCAAAGUUACCAUUGGAAGAACUACAAUCUCAGUAUGAAGUGGAACUGAAGAAGCUUAAAGAAAUGGCACCUGACAUUAAAUUAGAUUCUUCAGGUGAAGUGAAUGCACCCUUGGAGAAGACUGUUACUGCAAAUGAAGUAUGGAAAGCAAUGCUUCCAGAAGUAGUUGCCAAUAUUUUUGAAAUUGUAAAUGAAGACGGAACUGAUGAUGAUGAUGACAAUGAAGAUACUGUAGACAAUGGUGCCUCUCUUAAUGAUGUUUUGUCUGAUGUAGCAGAGGCACUGAAGUCUAGCAAGAUACGUCGUGCAGUGAAACUAUUGGAAUGUGCUUUUGAAUUAUUCCGUGGAGAUAAAAUUCUUGUGUAUGACCCUGAGGAGCAUGGCAGGAUAUUGCAAGAUGAGAUUUUGGAAAAGUUGAAUGACCAUCAAAUACGUUACCUUAAGGUCUUAGAGCGCAUUUUUAAAGCAGCUGAAGAAAUGGAAAGAAAAAAAGAAGAUUCUGUAAAGAAUGGAGAAAAAAUGGAAGAUGAAGAAGAAAAAGGUGAAGAAAAUGAAAAGAAUGAUAAAGAAAGAGAAGAAAAUGCUGAAAUAACCAAACAAAGGCUUUUGGUGAUAUAUCUUAAGGAUUCUGUUGGCUUUGCAAAAUUAAUCCAUAAGGGUUUGCCUGUGGUAUGCCAACUGCUGGGCAGCAAACAAGUCUCUGAUGUUUUAGAAGCCAUUUCAUUCUUUGUUACAGCAUUUGAAUUUGGCUUGCUGAAUGCUAUGACUGGGGUCAGACGAAUGCUGGGAUUGGUAUGGAGCAAGGAAGAAGGUAUCAAGUCGGCUGUUGUAGAGGCUUAUCAGCGUCUUUACAUAAAUGUUGAUGUCUCAAAUGAGAGAACACGUGCUCUGCAUAUAGUACGUAACUUAUCUGCACUCAUCACUGGGGCCACCCUGGGAGAACGAACAUCAAUGGAGGAGAUUAUCACUCAGUUUGUCACUUCAGGCGACAUUACUAAACAGUGUAUGACACUACUAUGGGAACGUUUUACAAAAACUUUGUCUGACACAACUGAUGAUGAAGCACGAUCAGCACUUGUGCUCCUAGCUAUGUGUGCUAAUUCAGAAGCUAGUAUCAUCUCGAGUAACAUAAGUGUGCUAAUCAACUCAGGCCUGGGAGAACGAGGUGAACAAGAUUUAGCACUCGCAAAAGAGACUUGCACUGCACUGCUUAAAUUAGCUGUUCCGAAACCCAAGACCGAUGCACCUACGGCACCAUAUCGCUUGGAUCGUAACCAUGAAAUUUUUGAGCAUCUCGGCAAGAUCCUUGUUAAGUGCUUAACAGUUCUCCAAGAUCGUCAGUAUUCUCCCAUGGCUGUAGAGGCUGUGUCAACUAUUUAUGCACUGGCUGAACAUCCAGACCUUAUAUGUGGAGAGAUUAUAAAAGAGAUGAGCAAAGUUAUGUUGGACCUCCAUAAUGAAGACCCUGAGCCAGAAAGUGAAUGUACUCAAUCACAGGGAAACAUUCUUAAAGUGCCCAUGGGAGUUUUAUCUCGCUUCUAUGUGGUCAUAGGCCAUGUGGCUUUGCGGCAGCUGAUUCAUCUCGAUACUUUCAUAUUCUCAGAGCUAAAGAGAAGAAAUUUCCUUAAAGAAGAAAUGGAAACAGAAAAGAAGAUUAAAAAGAAAAGAAAGAGCAGAAAAAAGUCGCAUGCAACCUCUGCAACAGAGGCAUCUAGAUUAGGUUCACAAGAAGGAGACAUAGAUGAAGAAAUGGGGCUUACAGGUGCUGUGGCUGAUGAUAUGGAGGCAGAGUAUAUUCGUUCAAUAUGUGAGACUGAGAUCAUCACUGGAGACAACCUUUUGGCUACUGUCAGGCCAUUGAUUUGGGCAGUGUGUUCGAAUCCUGGCAAAUAUCCUGAUCCUGAGUUACGAACAGCAGCAACUCUAGCUCUGGCAAAAUUUAUGAUGGUUUCUUCUGAUAUCUGUGAAGAAAAUUUGCAGCUGAUAUUUACUAUUUUGGAGAAGUCAAAAGAAGCUGUGAUUCGUGGCAACACAGUAAUUGCUCUAGGAGAUCUCUCCUUCAGGUUCCCCAAUCAGUUAGAACCAUGGAUCCCACGCCUCUAUGCCAGAUUAAGAGAUGAUUCCCCAAAAGUUCGUCAAAAUACUCUAACCAUCCUUACGCAUCUUGUGCUGAAUGACAUGGUUAAAGUGAAGGGCCUAAUUUCUGACAUUGCUCUCUGCAUUAAUGAUGAGGACCCUCGAAUCUCAGGUAUGCAGAAUUUUAAAAUUCAUUAA